CGGCUCCCUGAAGGUCCGCGUGUUUUUUUUUUCUUUUGAGUCCGGGUGCCGAGAGAUCUGGUUUAGGAAAGCUGGCAAGGUCCAAGGGGGUUUCCUUGCGACCGGAGUGUUUCGGCGGACCCUCGGGACCCAGCAGAGAAUCUUGCACAACGCUUCCUUUCCUUCCUUCCACAUGCAUUCUUUGAGCACUUAAAAAAGCUUCCAGGCAAAUUGUCCAAUUUAACAGGAAAGCAGAUGGUUACAAGCUGGGCAUAGUGGCACACACCUGUAAUUCCAGCACUUGGGAGGCUAAGGCAGAUGGAUGACCGAAAGUGGAGUCACUGGAAUUAUUUCUAAUAUCACUACCAAAUUACUAAGUCUUAGAAAACAGAGGAAUUAUAUGUAACAAUGUCUGGUUAUAAGCCUGUAGCUAUUCAAACCUAUCCUAUACUUGGUGAGAAGAUCACACAAGAUACUGUGUACUGGAACAACUAUAAGACCCCUGUUCAGAUUAAGGAAUUUGGUGCAGUAUCAAAAGUAGACUUUUCUCCUCAGCCUCCAUAUAACUAUGCAGUAACAGCUUCUUCAAGAAUUCACAUUUAUGGUCGAUACUCCCAAGAACCUAUAAAAACCUUUUCACGUUUUAAAGACACAGCAUACAGUGCCACUUUCCGACAGGAUGGUCAGUUGCUUGUGGCUGGAAGUGAAGAUGGUGUUGUUCAGCUUUUUGAUAUAAGUGGGAGGGCCCCACUCAGACAAUUUGAAGGCCAUACAAAAGCAGUUCAUACAGUGGAUUUUACAGCUGACAAAUACCAUGUGGUUUCUGGAGCUGAUGACUAUACAGUUAAAUUAUGGGAUAUUCCAAACUCCAAAGAAAUUCUGACAUUGAAAGAACAUUCUGAUUAUGUGAGGUGUGGAUGUGCUAGCAAACUGAACCCAGAUAUCUUUGUAACAGGGUCCUAUGAUCAUACUGUGAAGAUGUAUGAUUCACGAACAAAUGAAAGUGUUCUCUCUAUGGAGCAUGGACAGCCAGUGGAGAGUGUCUUGCUUUUCCCUUCUGGAGGUCUUCUGGUGUCUUCAGGAGGUCGUUUUGUUAAAGUCUGGGACUUGUUAAAAGGAGGACAGUUGCUCGUGUCUUUGAAAAAUCAUCAUAAAACUGUGACGUGUCUGUGUCUGAGCAGCUCGGGUCAGAGGUUACUCUCUGGUUCACUAGAUAGGAAGGUCAAAGUAUACAGUACAACUUCCUACAAAGUAGUCCACAGUUUUGAUUAUACCGCUUCAAUUUUAAGUCUUGCACUUGCACAUGAAGAUGAGACAAUCGUCGUAGGAAUGACCAAUGGAAUACUCAGUGUUAAACAUCGAAAGUCUGAAACAAAGAAAGAUUCUUUUCCUAGGAGGAGAAGGCCUGCAUACCGAACCUUUAUUAAAGGAAAGAAUUACAUGAAGCAACGGGAUGACAUUUUGAUCACAAGGCCAACAAAGAAACACCUAGAAUUGUAUGACAGAGACCUAAAAAAUUUUCGGGUCUCUCAGGCUCUUGACAGAGUCCUUGAGCCUAAUUGUGUAAUAAAAACACCUGAAGUCACAGUAUCCAUUAUAAAGGAGCUAAAUCGAAGAGGAGUUCUUGCAAAUGCCCUGGCAGGGCGAGAUGAAAAGGAAAUCACUCGUGUCCUUAAUUUUUUGAUAAGAAAUCUGUCUCAACCAAGAUUUGCCCCUGUUUUGAUUAAUGCUGCUGAAAUAAUUAUUGAUAUAUAUCUACCUGUGAUUGGACAGUCACCAGUAGUUGAUAAAAAGUUUUUAAUACUUCAAGGACUUGUAGAAAAAGAGAUUGAUUACCAAAGAGAGCUCCUAGAAACCUUGGGAAUGAUGGACAUGCUUUUUGCCACCAUGACAAGGAAUGAAAGCACUUCCAUGUUGGGACAUUCGUCUGUUGAAGUUCUAGAGAGCAAGGAGAUGGAAUCAUAGCUUUUGCUUAAAGAACUCCUAACUUGGAAUAGCUUUGACCCCAUUAACUAUUGGAAAGAAAAUCUGUUUGAUACAUUAAGAGAGACUAUUUACAGAA
Messenger RNA from Dipodomys ordii (Ord's kangaroo rat), 2041 nucleotides. It is a transcript of the gene Utp15, whose product is annotated as UTP15, U3 small nucleolar ribonucleoprotein, homolog (S. cerevisiae). The transcript has 14 exons. Gene Ontology annotation, biological process: rRNA processing; positive regulation of transcription by RNA polymerase I. The record is from RefSeq and is a predicted model, not a curated record. The coding region runs from base 388 to 1944 and encodes 518 amino acids. Gene Ontology annotation, molecular function: protein binding. NCBI's taxonomy places the organism in Eukaryota, Metazoa, Chordata, Mammalia, Rodentia, Heteromyidae. Gene Ontology annotation, cellular component: nucleolus.